This is a messenger RNA of Zerene cesonia (dogface butterfly), 2500 nucleotides long. Its product is annotated as katanin-interacting protein-like. Bases 1 to 2427 code for a protein of 808 amino acids. NCBI's taxonomy places the organism in Eukaryota, Metazoa, Arthropoda, Insecta, Lepidoptera, Pieridae. The transcript is spliced from 15 exons. The record is from RefSeq and is a predicted model, not a curated record.
AUGGCUAAGAAACAAAAUGGGUACGAGUAUUCGACACAGGACACAGACCUGCCGUACUGGCUUGGAGAAAUAACAAAGGAUUUAAAGGAAACACAUAUAAAAAAUUCCAUUGAUAAGUCUAGUAAUUGGAACCUUGAACCAAAUAACGUUAAUUUUGAAAAUUUUGGUACCAAUAAAAAUUUAAGAUUAGUUCGGCGAACUUCGUUUGAUCUAGAUUUAUUAUUGAAACCUGAAUCACAAGCAGUUGCUCAUUCUGCAGGAACACUUCGCAACAAUCGUAAUACAGGAGUCAUACACAAUGGACGACAUAAUAAAUAUUCAAAUUUGAAUCAAAUUUGCAACAGGGAUUCGCAAGUUGAGAUUGGAAAUGACUUUUUAUCGGAUCUCCUUCCACAUUAUGUAACACCGAGGCAUAGAAGAAACGAUAGUUCUAUUGACAAUGAUUUUCAUGAUGUUAUAAUUGGCACCAGAACUCAGGAACUUUUAAAAAGCAAUAGAAAGAUACCGAAGGAAGCAUCCUUAUUUACGAAUGACAAUACAAAACACAAUAUUUCCAUAAAUAAUUAUCCAAACAAACCGUCAUCCGUCGUCGUAUCAAAACAGGGAAAUGAAAGACGGAAAAAAGAUUUUAUUAUACCCGAGUUACCAGAAGGAAGGCUAUUGGAAAUAAAAGUAUUCUCCAAUUGGGGUGAUAAGUUUUUGGUAGGAUUAAAUGGCAUUGAGCUUUUCGAUAAUAACGGGGAAAUUGUAUUGAUUGAAAAGGUAUGGACAGAUUCAGACACUGGCGAUCAUUCAAAAUACGGUCAGGUGGAUAAUUUAAUAGAUGGGAUAGUCCGUACCAGAGAUGAUAGACACACAUGGAGUGCACCGGCACCGCAAGGGCUACCGAUUGCCUUAAGCGUUUUGCUUGCCAAAUGUACCAAACUAGCUUUAUUGAGGAUUUGGAACUACAAUAAGUCUCGCAUCUACUCCACCAGAGGUGUUCGUUUAGUCCAAGUGAAACUUGAUGAUCAAGUAAUAUUUCACGGGGAAAUAGCACGAGCUAGUGGUGAAGUUAAAGCACAGCUACCCUCGUUUGGAGACACAAUUCUUUUUACCAAAGAUGCAAGUAUACUUGAAGCCAUAAUGAUAAAUGACAAAAAUUUUCAAGCAUUGCUUAAGGAUAAUGAACCGGUUGCUGAAACGAAUACAGUUGAAAACCGCCCACUUACCGCUAACGGCAAUAAAAACAAUACUCUAAUUAAUAUGAGAGGAGACAGUCCGAAAAGUAAGGAAGAAGCAAAAUACAUCGCAAAGGAGAUUAAAUUGACCCUUUUAUCGAAUUGGGGCCAGAGACAUUUGAUUGGCUUGACGGGAAUUGAUUUGUUAUGUAACAACAAUCCUGUAAAUAUAAUCCGUGGUUAUGCUUAUACGAGCUUCAUGGUCGACGACCAAGCUAAUUUUGAAGGAGGCCUAAUAGACUGCAAAAGUCUUUUCAAUGGCAUAAACAUAACAACAGAAUUUGAAUACAUGUGGUGUACCAAUUUUAUGCCAGGAACAAAUUAUUGUCACAUUGUUAUGGAGCUACAAGAACCCACGGAAAUAACAGGUAUUCGAAUUUGGAAUUACAAUGCCAAUAUGGAACUGUCAUAUAGUGGCGCGAAACACGUGCGAUUGUCGCUAGAUGGCACUGCUCUAAACAAACGGCCAUUGCUUUUAAGACGUGCUCCGGGAGAGACGUGUUAUGAUUAUUUACAGCACAUUGAUCUGGCUUCUAUCGAUGAUAGGUUAAGCGUGAAAGAGAAUAAGGUCUUCAAUCAAAUCAUGUACGAAAGUAGCCUUACACUGGGAGCUCCCACGGGUUUUGUGCUACAGAUAAAUAUAUUCUCUACUUGGGGAGAUCCAUAUUACGUAGGACUCACGGGGAUUGAGCUCUAUGACCCGCAAGGAAACAUUAUCGAAGUAACAGAAACGAAUGUGUGUGCACAACCGGCGAGCGUAAACGUUCUUGAUAGCCUUGCGAAGGAUGUCCGUACACCGGACAAAUUAAUAGAUGGCCACAAUUCUAGUGGUGCUGAUGCACAGCAUUCAUGGCUCGCACCUGUCUUACCUGACACUCUCAAUAGGGUAUUUUUUGUUUUUGAUGUUCCAAUCUGUGUCUACGGCAUGAAAAUAUGGAAUUACGGGAAAACACCAACUCGGGGUGUGAAAGAAUUUGGGGUUCUCAUGGAUGAUCUGCUUAUAUUUAAUGGCACCCUUGAUAUGGCCAAGAGUGAAUCCAUAAUACCGCAGUGGAUAUGUUUCCAAGAGAUUGAUCUUGUAAAUCUGACACCAAGUCCCUCUGAUGCAAGCCAUCGUACUACCACAAGUGGAUCCGGACAAUCAGUUGACCAAAAUGAGAGACCAUACACGAGCGUAUAUUCAAUACGAACAAAAAAACAUAAAUAAAAUGCUCUUAGCAUUCGAUUAUAUAUUGAUGUUAAAUUUAGCUUGUGAUGUUUUAAAAAAAUGUUUAAAAUAU